This is a messenger RNA of Huiozyma naganishii CBS 8797, 2022 nucleotides long. RefSeq names its product ERMES complex Ca(2+)-binding regulatory GTPase GEM1 (gene GEM1). The record is from RefSeq and is a predicted model, not a curated record. Gene Ontology annotation, molecular function: GTPase activity; GTP binding; calcium ion binding. Gene Ontology annotation, biological process: small GTPase-mediated signal transduction; regulation of mitochondrion organization; mitochondrion organization. Gene Ontology annotation, cellular component: mitochondrial outer membrane. The transcript has a single exon. NCBI's taxonomy places the organism in Eukaryota, Fungi, Ascomycota, Saccharomycetes, Saccharomycetales, Saccharomycetaceae. Bases 1 to 2022 code for a protein of 673 amino acids.
AUGACCAGGGAGACGCUUACCGUUGUACUGUGUGGUGAUGAUGGUGUUGGUAAGACCAGUUUAGCUGUUACUUUGCUUAAGGAUAAGUUUAUCCCCAACCUGCAGGAUGUGCUGAUACCCGUUACGAUACCGAGAGAUUUUUCGUCUAGCCCCUACUCACCACAGAACACGUUACUGAUAGAUACGAAUAACGAGGAUCUAACCGCUUUACACAAGAGCUUGAAGCUGGCUGAUGUGAUAUGGCUGGUGUACUCCGAUCACGAGUCGUACGAGAGGAUCUCGUUUCACUGGAUGAUGAUGUUCAGAUCCCUAGGUCUCAAUAUACCCGUUAUCUUGUGUAAAAACAAGUGCGAUAAGGAUAAGAAGGACGGCUCUUUGCACAAGGUACGAUCCUAUUCUCACAGCGAGUCCAUUACAUCGAUACCACCACCACCGGAAAACGAUACCAAAGUGGAAGACGAAGAGUUUAUCCCAAUUCUUAUGGAAUUCAAAGAAAUAGAUACUUGCAUCAAAGCGUCGGCUAAGGCAAAAUACAACGUUAACCAGGCCUUCUAUCUUUGCCAGCGAUCUAUAACACAUCCAAUUGCCCCACUCUUCGACGCGAAACUCGGUGACCUCAAGCCACUGGCAAGAGAGGCCCUGGAACGGAUCUUUCUUUUGUGCGACAAUGACCAGGACAACUAUCUGAACGAUGAAGAGAUCAAUUUUUUACAACGAAAGUGCUUCCAUAAAAGUAUUGAUAUUAACGAAUUAGAGUACAUCAAACAAACGUUACUACACUACUCACGCGUAAACCAUCCACGGUUUUCCAGUACUUAUGGGUUAUUUGUACCGGGGAAAGGCAUAACGAAGGAAGGUUUUUUGGUGUUGAACAAAUUAUUCGCAGAAAAGGGUCGCCAUGAAACAAUAUGGGGGAUUCUGCGCGCCUUUAAAUAUACAGAUUCGUUAUCUUUGGAGCGGAAUGUUCUGCACCCAAAAGUGAGCGUACCGAGUUCCAGUAGUGUAGAACUGAGCCCUAGAGGUUAUCGGUUUUUGGUCGACCUAUUUAUAAAGUUUGAUCAUGAUAAUGACGGCGGGCUAGAUGACGAUGAACUACUGGCACUAUUCAAGACCACACCAGGGUUACCGCAACUAUGGUUGGAAACCAAUUUCCCCUAUUCCACUGUAGUGAAUAAAAGGGGACAUGUAACUUUACAAGGAUGGUUAGCUCAGUGGACAAUGACCACAUUCUUAGAUUACCGAAUAACUACGGAAUACCUGAUCUACUUUGGAUUUGAGCCAGACACUAAAACUGCACUACAAUUCACAAAGCCAAGGAAAUAUAGAAGAAGGUCCGGCAAGUUGUAUAGGUCACAAGUGAUGGAUCGCAGUGCCUUCAAUUGCUUUGUCAUAGGAAAAGCAUUCAGUGGUAAGACCACGCUUCUGGACAGCUUUUUGAGCCAGCCGUUCACCGACGUUUACACCCCAACUACAAAACCCAAAAUUGCUGUGAAUAGUCUUGAACUAAAGGGAGGGAAACAGUACUACCUGAUAUUGCAAGAGUUUGGUAAAAUGGAGCAUGAAGUUUUGUCUAAUAAAGAGAAACUACAGGAGUGUGAUGUGCUAUGUCUAACGUACGAUUCAAGUGACCCCGACUCGUUUUCGUACUUGAUUGGCUUAUUGAAUCAGCUCGAAUACCUGAAGGAUCUCCCAACUAUAAUUGUAGGUUUAAAGGCAGAUCUAGACAAACAGCAGCAAAGAUGUACAACUCAACCGGAUGAAUUUAGCGAGCGUCUGUACGUCAGUCAUCCGUUACACAUAUCUUCCACAUGGCUUGGUUCCUUAAAUGAGCUCUUUGUCAAAAUAACAGAGGCCGCCUUAGUCCCGGCAAACAAUACACCAGACUUGCCAGAAGAAUUUCGAAAGCCGAUGACAGAUAUGGACUACAGACAAAUGGCCGUGAUUCUCGGCUCCACAGUGGGGUUCAUGACUUUGUUGUCAUUUACAGUGGUUAAACUGUUGAAGAAUUCUAGAAAUGAUUAG